UAGUAUAAAGAUUGCCGUCUCCUUUGUUCGCCCUCGAUGCGCAGUAGUCCUAGCGUCUUUUCUUUUCUGGUCUGAAAAUCGGUAGCUGUCACUGGUGCAGCGCGGCUUGGAGGGUCCUGCCGGCGAUCUCCUAGAAGCCUGAGACCACUGCAGUCCCCUCGAAGACUCCCAUUGGUUGAAAAAAAUGGUUGAAGCAGAUCGUCCAGGAAAGCUCUUUAUUGGUGGGCUUAACACAGAAACAAAUGAAAAAGCCCUUGAAGCAGUAUUUGGCAAAUAUGGACGAAUAGUGGAAGUGCUUUUGAUGAAGGACAGAGAGACCAAUAAGUCAAGAGGUUUUGCUUUUGUGACUUUUGAAAGCCCAGCAGAUGCAAAGGAUGCUGCCAGAGACAUGAAUGGAAAGUCCUUAGAUGGAAAAGCCAUCAAGGUGGAGCAAGCCACCAAACCAUCAUUUGAAAGUGGCAGGCGUGGACUACCUCCACCUCCAAGAAGCAGAGGCCCUCCCAGAGGUCUUCGGGGAACAAGAGGAGGGAGUGGAGGAGUGAGAGGACCCCCUUCACGUGGAGGACACAUGGACGAUGGUGGCUAUUCCAUGAAUUUUACCAUGAGUUCUUCAAGGGGUCCUCUUCCAGUAAAAAGAGGACCACCACCACGAAGUGGUGGUCCUCCUCCUAAAAGACCAGCCCCUUCAGGACCAGUCCGCAACAGCAGUGGAAUGGGAGGAAGAGCUCCAGUGUCACAUGGGAGAGAUAGUUAUGGAGGCCCCCCACGAAGGGAACCCCUGCCUUCUCGAAGAGAUGUUUAUUUGUCCCCGAGAGAUGAUGGAUAUUCCACUAAAGACAGCUAUUCAAGCAGAGACUAUCCAAGUUCUCGAGACACAAGAGAUUAUGCACCACCGCCAAGAGAUUAUACAUACCGUGAUUAUGGUCAUUCCAGUUCACGUGAUGACUAUCCAUCCAGAGGCUAUGGUGAUAGAGAUGGAUAUGGUCGGGACCGUGACUACUCAGAUCAUCCAGGCGGAGGUUCCUAUAGAGAUUCAUAUGAGAGCUAUGGUAACUCACGUAGUGGUCCACCUACACGAGGGCCCCCGCCAUCUUAUGGUGGAAGCAGUCGCUAUGAUGAUUACAGCAGCUCACGUGACGGCUAUGGUGGAAGUCGAGACAGUUACUCAAGCAGCCGAAGUGAUCUCUACUCAAGUGGUCGUGAUCGCGUUGGCAGACAAGAACGAGGGCUUCCCCCUUCUAUGGAAAGGGGGUACCCUCCUCCACGUGAUUCCUACAGCAGUUCAAGCCGCGGAGCACCAAGAGGUGGUGGCCGUGGAGGAAGCCGAUCUGAUAGAGGGGGAGGCAGAAGCAGAUAUUAGGAACAAACAAACCUUUUGGACCAAAAAUCCCCAUUCAAAGAAACAAACAAUGGAAACUUUCUGUCGUAAACUACCCA
This is a messenger RNA of Psammomys obesus (fat sand rat), 1437 nucleotides long. RefSeq names its product RNA binding motif protein X-linked (gene Rbmx). The transcript has 9 exons. Gene Ontology annotation, cellular component: spliceosomal complex. Lineage: Eukaryota; Metazoa; Chordata; Mammalia; Rodentia; Muridae. Gene Ontology annotation, biological process: positive regulation of mRNA splicing, via spliceosome. Gene Ontology annotation, molecular function: RNA binding. The record is from RefSeq and is a predicted model, not a curated record. The coding region runs from base 185 to 1360 and encodes 391 amino acids.